CUGGUGGACGAGUUCCUGUUCCCCAGCCUACAGGCCGGGACCGUGUACGAAGAGCAGUAUCCGCUAGCCACCGCGCUGGGCCGUCCGCUCAUCGCCCGCUAUCUGGUUGAGGCGGCGCGCGAGCACGGCGCCUACGCCGUGGCCCACGGAUGCACGGGCAAGGGCAACGACCAGGUGCGCAUUGAGGUCGGAGUGAUGGCACUUGACCCCGAUCUGCAGGUCAUUGCGCCCAUCCGUGACUGGGGCAUGAGCCGCGACGACGAGAUCGAGUACGGCUUGGCGCGCAACCUGCCGAUCAAUACCCGGGCCAGCCGAUUCUCAACCGACGAGAACCUUUGGGGUCGCAGUGUGGAGGCAGGCGAACUGGAGGACCCAUGGCUCGAGCCGCCCGAGGACGCCUACCUUUGGACCAGGCCCGCGGCGGAAACGCCUGACGCACCUGCAUACCUCGAAAUCGGUUUCGAACGAGGUCUGCCCGUCGCUAUCAAUGGCGAGUCGAUCGGUGGGGUAGACCUGAUCAGCCACCUGAACGCUGUAGGCGGCGAACAUGGUAUUGGCCGGGUCGACCACGUCGAGAAUCGGCUGGUCGGCAUCAAGUCCCGCGAGAUCUACGAGUGCCCUGCGGCGAUCAUACUGCACGCCGCCCACAAGGCGCUGGAGACCAUGACCCUGAGCAAGGAGCAGGCGCGUACCAAGGCUCGAAUCGCCCAGGAAUACUCAGACGUAAUCUACAACGGCCUUUGGUACACCGCCCACCGAGCCGAUUUGGACGCCUACGUGCAGAGCACGCAGCGACAUGUCACCGGCGAGAUUCGAUUGCGGCUGCACAAGGGUGGCUGCACCGUUGUGGGCCGGCAGGCUCCGCAGGCGCUCUACAACUACGGCCUCGCCACCUACGAUCGGCAGGACCAGUUCGACCACGCCGCAGCCGCCGGAUUUAUCGGCAUCUACGGCCUGCCCGUUCGCACACAGAACCAGGCGCAGCCGGACUAG
Molecule: messenger RNA, 993 nt
Organism: Geodia barretti
Lineage: Eukaryota; Metazoa; Porifera; Demospongiae; Tetractinellida; Geodiidae
Source: the annotation of a GenBank genome assembly